Molecule: messenger RNA, 2088 nt
Organism: Schistosoma spindalis
Lineage: Eukaryota; Metazoa; Platyhelminthes; Trematoda; Strigeidida; Schistosomatidae
Source: the annotation of a GenBank genome assembly
AUGAGCAAAGUCUCAUUUCGUGCUCGACAAAUAGAUUUUAACAAACCCUUGCCUAUUCUGAAGCAUGGUUCUGAAUUAUUCCUUGAAAUCAGUGAAAAUGCACUGGUCAAUCGUGGCGUUCCACAGAUUCCCAGCGGGAUGGAGAAAGAGGAGGAAAAUGAACAUCACUUUCUGGAGGUUAUUCAGGCCUUGCAACUCCGUACAGACUCAGAUGUUAAAAUACCUGUCCCCGAGAUAAUUGACAAAGAGAAUGAUUAUAAAAGGGUUUAUCCAGACAGCUUUAGUCUACCAAAACAGCUCUUACAUAUCAGAACAAUCGUGUUCUCGGAAGAGGAACCAAUUGAAUAUGAUAUGGAUAGUGAGGAUGAAGAGUGGUUCCAAAAAAGUGGUCUGGGUAUUACUCCUGAAAAAUUUGAGUCUAUGAUCGACCGCCUUGAGCGUGGUUGUGGUCAAAAGGUAAUGAAUUUGGAAGAAGCUAAGUACCUUCUUCAAGACCACCCAUCCCUAGUUAUCGCUGUGUAUGAUUAUUGGCUUAAUAAGCGUGUUCAGUCAAGGCAACCUCUCCUUUACGCUGUUCGACAAGAGCGACGUGAUGGUGGUAGUAACACGGAUCCAUAUGUGGCGUUCCGAAGACGGAGUGAAAAGAUGCAAACCCGUAAAAACCGAAAAAGUGAUGAGCAGUCGUACGAAAGGAUGUUGAUCUUGCGAGAACAAAUGGAUUCUUUAGGGGAGAUACUCGGUCGACUUGUCAAACGUGAAGCUACAAAGGAAGCAAUUGUUAACUGUGACUACAGAUGCUUUCAGCUAAGAUGCAAGCUAUGCGACUGGGAAGGUUCAAGUCUCGUAGAAGCCGAAGCUUUAGUGCGGAACCAUCACGAGGAUGAAAGUGUAGUAGCUAUGAAGUCUUUGAAAGACAACAAAAGGCGUCCUAAUCGCAAGCGCAAACUGGUCAAGAGGUUCAGCAAUCUUCCAAACCCCACAAGUUCCGACGAGGCUUCUGACAAUGACGAUGAUCAAAGUGGACCAUUCUCUUUUGUUAGAACUCCUGGUUGCCGAUAUUUGAAGCCAAGGUCAUUGCUAGAAGAGCGUCCCACACUUUCCAGUCCCCAUCUUUCCCGCUCACCUUAUUCCUGCUAUACAUUAGCAACAAUUCCACGACUGUGUCAUACAAAGCAUCUUACCUACACCGGCUACAUAAGGCGUCGUCUUGGUCGUGGUGGUCGAAUAAUAUGUGAUCGCGUUGCAGCCCCCACGCCACUUUCUACUUAUCUCCAGUCCUAUGAUGCAAAUUUGAGAUCUAGUGGUCCAGUCAGUCCAAGUCUUAUACCUUCAAACUUUUGCUGGCGACAGUCACAAACAAAAGAUGUUGCUUUGUUUAAUAGACUAAAGACUUCUAUUUUCAGUUCGCACCGUGGGCGUCCUUCAUUCUCAUGGCCUGUUUCUGAAACUAUCUUCCCACCAAUACCCUUUGAACCUCUACUUAUUGAAUCUAAAGGUUCCACGGAUCAUCGUUCCUCUCCUAUUUUCUACUCGAAGACGGAUUGUCCAACAACUUCGAGGAAGCAUCCGGAUGAUGUGACCGUAGAUGAAGUUGCUCUGGAUGCGGGACGUGAGUUAAAUGAUGUUUCGAAUGAUGGUUUGUUGAUUCAGGAAAAACAUUCUCCCUUGCACCAUCAGAACGAUCUAACGCCAAAGAAAUCAGUUAAUGUAUCGCCCGCGGUUAUGAUUCCCAUCACGAAUCCAAAUAUGUGUCAAGCCUCCCAGGCGAUAUUGGUGCCGAAGCCUAGCAAUAGUUUGGUAUCAACUCAUCGCCUCUGGCGAAAGCUGGCAAGGCCAUACGGUGUUACACUUCAGCCUUCUGAGUUUCCCAAGUCCCCUAGUGUUGAUGUUUCUUUCAGUAAUUCUAAUGGUAACGGCCUUUCUUCGACGGACAAUAGGAUGUUGCUGACGGAUCCUUCAGUCUUGCCACCACCUAAAGUACGCUGUCUAACUCGUGACUGUGGGUCUAGGGAUUCAAAAGUUCCUGGUCCUCAGUUGCAUGUUACAAAUGGAGUGAGCCCAACACAGAUCUUUCAGCUUCCAACUUAA